This is a messenger RNA of Macrobrachium nipponense, 5734 nucleotides long. Its product is annotated as ER degradation-enhancing alpha-mannosidase-like protein 1. Gene Ontology annotation, cellular component: membrane; endoplasmic reticulum. The record is from RefSeq and is a predicted model, not a curated record. The coding region runs from base 59 to 1753 and encodes 564 amino acids. Gene Ontology annotation, biological process: carbohydrate metabolic process; endoplasmic reticulum mannose trimming; mannose trimming involved in glycoprotein ERAD pathway. NCBI's taxonomy places the organism in Eukaryota, Metazoa, Arthropoda, Malacostraca, Decapoda, Palaemonidae. The transcript has 10 exons. Gene Ontology annotation, molecular function: calcium ion binding; mannosyl-oligosaccharide 1,2-alpha-mannosidase activity.
AUUUCCUUCCCAACCUCAGCAGCUGGUCUACUAUGUCAUCUCGCAAAGUAUCGUUAUUAUGGGUGUCCGUCUCUCGCCUUGCUUGGUGCUUAUAGUCUUUCAAGGAUUCUGCGCGAGUGAAUGUGCCUUUAACAUAUUGCGAUACCCUCUGGGGGAGCUGGAAAAGAAAUAUGGCCGUGUCAGUGAAAUGGAAAGGCUGGCCCUCAAGAAGGACGUUAGAGAGAUGUUUUAUUUUGGGUAUGACAGUUACAUGAAAUACGCCUACCCCAAGGAUGAGCUGAAUCCUAUCUACUGCAGGGGGAGAGGACCUGAUUAUGAUAAUCCGUCCAAUAUUAACAUCAAUGACAUUUUAGGUGACUAUUCACUAACAUUAAUAGAUGCGCUCGACACACUUGCAAUUCUUGGUGAUACUAGUGGAUUUCGUAAGGCUGUCCAAUUAGUUAUUGAAAAUGUUACUUUUGACAAGAACACUACUGUGCAAGUUUUUGAAGCCAAUAUCAGGCUUUUAGGGGCCUUAUUAUCUGCUCAUCUCCUUAUUCUGGAUGAGACUCAGCCUUUUGGAAAUCUAGAACCAGACUGGUAUGAUGGAGAGCUAUUGGAGAUGGCUUCAGAUCUGGCUUCCAGGUUCUUGCCUGCCUUUGAUAACUCAAGAACAGGUCUUCCGCACCCAAGGGUGAAUUUACGGGAAGGUGUACCCAAAGGCAGCCGGACAGACACGUGCACAGCCGGUGCAGGAUCCCUGUUGGUUGAAUUUGGAAUACUAAGUCGUCUCAUCGGUGAUCCAGUCUAUGAGAUGUCUGCCAGGAGAGCAAAUAAGGUGCUGUGGAAGUUGAGGAAUGCACAGACUGGUUUAUUAGGUAAUGUGGUUGAUGUCAACACUGGCAAGUGGAUGGGGGAACUUAGUGGAGUUGGAGCUGGCCUCGACAGCUACUUUGAAUAUUUGCUCAAAAGUUACAUCUUGUUUGGAGAUCCUGAAGAUUACGUCAUGUUUAAUGAAACUUACACACUUGUUAAGCAGUACAUGAGGAGAGGUCGAGCAAACUGUAAUUCUGGCUUUGGAGAGCAUCCCUUAUAUGUUAAUGUUGACAUGAAAACGGGUCUUACACACUCGACUUGGAUUGAUUCCCUCCAGGCAGCUUUUGCUGGGAUACAGGUACUUGCUGGUGACAUGGAAGAGGCCAUAUGUACCCAUGCACUGUAUUAUACAAUUUGGAAAAAGUAUGGUGUUAUACCAGAAAGAUGGAACUGGCAACGACGUUCCCCAGAUGUAAUGUUUUAUCCCUUACGGCCUGAAUUUGUUGAGUCCACAUACCUCCUUUAUCAGGCAACGAGAAAUCCAUUUUACCUUCACGUUGGACGAGAUAUCUUAACAUCCCUCAACAACCUGACCCGAGCAGAAUGCGGCUAUGCAACCGUCCACUCCGUUUUAGAUAUGACACUAGAGGAUAGAAUGGAGUCUUUUUUCCUUUCAGAAACAUGCAAAUAUUUGUAUCUGCUUUUUGAUGUUGAUAAUCCAGUCAACCUUCGGUUCCACCAGUACAUAUUCACAACAGAAGGACACAUUCUUCCAUUAGCUCCGUGGCUGCGGAAGCAGAGCUGGGAUGCUGAUGUGUUUUCACCACCUAGUUCUUCAUUGCACAGCAAUGCAUCACGUGCUAAUUGUGCAGCCAUUGAUCAAGAGAGGAUAUAUGGCUUACCUUUGAAGAGUCACUAUUUGGAGCAGAUCUCAGGGUCUCUUGGAGUUGAGUUAUGAUGAAGUGUUUUAUAAUGGUUGUAAGGACUUUCCUUUUCUUUUUUUUCACCCCUUUGAAGGCUUUCUCUUUUAAGUUUCAAAAGCAAUAACUCUUUGUAGUCCACUUUAGCUAUGAAAGGUGGCUAUUUUAGUGGUUCUCAUCACAAGGAUAUCCUCAUCCUGAUUUUAGUAGUCAGAUGGUUUGUAAAAUAAGCUGGAUUUUUAUAGUUUCUCUCUGGAUUUCCUACCACAUUUUAUAUUAUAUUAUCCACACAUCUUUCCUUUGCCUGUGUCCUUGGUUUAGGUAAUUUCCAUUUUUAAACACACUAUUUGCUCAUUGUCACUUAAAUGUUCAGAAGCUGAUUGCCGAUUAUCUUGGAAGUUAUUUUUACAGAGUUGUUUUAUAUUCUAGUGAAGUCAUGGAAGAAUGCCAGUCUUGUGUGAUAUCUGUAGUUUUUAUUUUGUCAAAAAUGUUUCUAGCACCAUUCUUACCAAGAAACUGUUUCAGUGAAAGAUAAACAUAAAAGGUAUAUGAAGUAAAAAACGGAAGAGAAAACUUUAUCCAAACCAUAUUAUACAGUAAUUCACACAAGAAAUAUUGUGGUCAUAAUGGAAAUGGGGAGACACUUCAAUCAUUGUUGGAAAAUUCCAUAUGUUUUCCCUUCACUAGCCACAUGUAGUUUAAUGUUGAAUUUUUUGUGAUAUCCUUUAGUCAAAUUUUAUAUUUGAUCAUACAUAUGAUUGCUAUAGGAAACCUUAGACUAUGAUGUUAAAUUCACUGCAAUAGAUAUGUUCAUGUACUGUAAUUGAAGCCAUUAUUGAUUAUGAGUAUGUACAGAAAAUGUUGUACAUUUUAAAGAAAAAUACUCAUCUGUUAUGUAGAGUUUUAGUUCAUUUAACUAUACAUUUUCAACAUUGUGAAAGAAGUUUAUAUGAAUAUUCUGUGAUUCAUUAUGCAAGAAGUUUGUGAUUCUGUAAUUCAUAAAUGAAACUUAGCGUGCAAAAUGCUAGCCAGGCUCUGUGUUUGAAUAGAACCGAUGAUUUUAUCACUUAAUUUACACUUAUUGUCUUUGUUCAUAGGGCCAUAGUUUUUGUGUUAAACCUUGGCCUAAAAUAAGGUUUAGAAUAUGGGCUUAGCUCUUUCCUGGUACUUUCCAUAACUGAGAAAAAGUAAAGUGGAAUAUGUGCAGUACUGCAUUUUUUAAAAAUAAACCAAAAUCACAUCCUAAUACAGGCUUCUGUAUAGAAAUAUUCAAGUCUCCCCUCAUGCCAAUUCCACCCUGUAGCAUGUGACUAUUUGCAGCUCAUUGUUCUAAGUCGUAUUUCCAACCCAAUACAGUACCUCAAGUAGUGCAGUGUUCAAAAGGUUUUUUGCAGUAGCAUUUUUCUUCCAGCCUUUCACUGGUCAUCAGUUUCCUUCUAUCUAUUCCCUUUUCACUGUCCAGCUUCAUCAUCAUCAUCAUUGUUUUGCUCCAAUUUCACUUCUUUAAAGACGAAAUCUUCAGGACUGCCUUGCAAGAGUCAAAAUAUUACUUGGUAGUCUGGAUAAUUAUACCAUGUUCCAAUUCCUGUAGGUGUAGAGCUAAAGGUAAUUCCAAAGUAAAGUAGUAUUUUAAAAAAGCUAUAUGAGUAAGGCACAAAUUGGGGCAAGGUAGAUCAGCUUGUAAAGUUUGUAUUAUCAUCAUUAAGCUCCAUAAGGUUGAAUCAAGCUUGACAGUUUGGGCUAAACAUUGAAAAUUUUUCAAAGUACCCUAUGAAGUGUUGUUGGUGCAUCAUAUAAUUUAUAUAGAAAUAGAUUUCAUUUAUGCAAUUCAGUAGAGAUGUUAGUCUUUGUCUUUUAAACUGCUGUCGUUACAUAGUACUAUAUUUAUAUUCCUAACAUAAUGGGACCAUGUAGUAUAAAGUAGAAUUUUGUGGAAGAAAGUAGCCCUAAUAGGAAGUGUAUAUCUCUGUGAUAAAAUUCACAGUGAAAUCUUACCUGUCUGUGAUAAUCUUCUUCAAAUAAAAUCAUACUAAGGCAUAGUGGCAUCACUGUGAAAGUGAUCUCAGGCCUUUUCAUCACUUCCCAUUAUUUUGCUUUCAGUGACUUUGAGCACUUCUGAAGUGCAGAAUUGUUGGAAGCUGUCAAACAGUACUUUGAUAACAUCUGACAUCUUUUGUAAAGGUGUAAAUACUUUGCUGUAAAGAUUUAAUAAAAGAAUUUCUAUCUCCAUUUUGAACAUUGGGUCUUAUUAAUGUUACAAGUAAAUUUUGUAUUUAAUCUACUGUUUGUAAGUAAAACAUUUUUGUUCAUUUGUUUUGAGUGUUCUAAUUACUAGCUUAUUUUCUAUCUGACUGGAGAAAGUCUUUGGGAUUCUUCAAAACCCCUAUAUAUAGUAAAGUGCAAUAUCUAUGGUUCCAUACCUUAAAAACUAUGCAAUAGGUUUUUUUUAUAAAUAAAGCAUAAUUCUCUCUCUCUCUCUCUGGUGCUAUAGUUGUGUUACCUUCUUAUUUCACUCCAAAGACUUUGUCUUGCCAAUACAUUUCAUCUCACUAUUUUAGGAUGAGGUUGAUGUAAGUCAUACAGUUUAAUCAAAAUUUCUCUAUAUCUGCCUGAAGAUGAAUAAUAAGCAAGUUAAAAGGAUCUUCCUUCUUUAUUCAAAGAAGAGAUUGUGAAUUACAAAAGAAGCUCAUUUAAGUUAGAAUUUUCCAUUAGUGAUGUAUUCAUGAGAGUCUGUCGGUUCUGUUCCAUGAUGUUUUAAUCUUUGGAGAUAAUGUGUAGUAUUUGAAGUCUUAAUUAUUGCUUUAUUAUUACUUGCAGAUAAUUUUCAGUACACAGCAUUCCAGUAUUCUGUUUUACACUUUUCAAAGUAGAGAAGUCUUGUUCCACUAUGCAUUCGUGUGAAGGGGUCAUCAAUACACCUUUUUUUAUACUUGGUAACCAGCUUUUUUUAUACUUGGUAACCAGAAGUUUAUGGAAAAAAUUUAGUUGGCAGUCUGGAAGCAGCUAGCUAGACAGAUUUACCAAUUAACAAAACUUAUUGGUAUAACUUAUAAAUUUGCAGGUUUAUUAUAUGUUUUUAAACAGUAGGAGGGAAGCCUAUACUAUAUUAUUUUAAUUCUAAGAUUAAAUAUUUUAUAUACUAAAAAAGGAAACUAGAUAGUCUAAGCCAAGUACAGUAAUAAAUGAGGUGUCUUAACUCUUGUUAAAAUAUGUUUCCAUUUCAGUUAUCACACAAAACAUAUGUGGUUGUUCUUACUAGUCUUAAAAUUGUAAAAUACUUUGCUGAGGUUACUUACAAAUGGAAUUGGUUGUUCAUGUAGGAUGUGUUCAAAGUACUAUUUCUUUUACCUAUCACUUUUAGAUUGAUUUUUAGCUUUGGCACUUGAUAAUAAGAAGCUUUGUGGUCACCAAAUGUUCAUGAAUGGUUUCCUUGAAACUGUUGAUAGCUCUGCCUUGAUUACUAAGAACCCCAUUGUUACACAAAAAUGGAGAAAUUGUGGUUGAAAAGUAUAUUGCACAGUAAUUUAAUUUGAGAACUGUUAAAACUUUUCUUUGGUGAUUCAAUUAGCUUAUUGUGGAUUUUUUUCAUGUUAAGGUUUAGUACUAGAACAGCUUUUACUUUAGUUCUUCCAUUUAUAUGUACUAGACAUAAUGAUGAGGCAGCAUUCAAGCUUCUCUCUGACAAGGUCCUGUAAAUAUGAAUUCCAAGUAUUUUUAAAAGAAACUUGGGAAUAAAUAGAUGAGAAUGAUAUUGGGUUGCAGAGUGUUUGGCUGGUCCAACACUUUGUUGAUUUCUUGUUUUGGUGAUUGCCAACACUUCUAGCCCCAAGUGUUGACUUUUGUCAGUCCUUACACAGUUAAUAAAAACACAUAAAGAAUCUAUGUCAGUGCUUCCUUUAUUCUUCGGGUAAAUUGAGUCUACAUCUGUACAGUAUAAAGUACUUUAGUAUUUUCCUUAUUGUUGACUGUAAACUGAUAUGCAUUUUUAUAGUCUUUCUUCUAUUAAACAAUUGUCAGUC